AAUGUAAAACUUAAUUGUAAAAAUGUUGGAUUUGUCAUUAGCGGAAUGUAUGGUUGCGUGUAGCAGCGUUCUACUUAUGGUGUUACUGUUAACUGAAAUUUUGGAUUGGACGCAGUUAUUUGCAUGGAUGGAAAAUGACUACCGUCCACUCGCUUUUUCGUUCGGCUAUGCUCAUCAGAAUGGUCCUCAUACUUGGAAAGAUUUAUAUCCUAAUAGCGCUGGUAGCAAUCAAUCUCCUAUUAAUAUCACCACUAGGCUCGCUGUGGUAGUCCAACCAUCUGAACCACUUCGAUGGAGCAAUUAUAAUACUGGACCUCUGUCGAUGACUAUUGCAAAUGACGGCCAUACUGUGAUACUCCGAGGAUUUUGGACCAGCACCACAUGGCCGCAGCUUCAAGGAGGGCCUUUGACCGAUACGUACGAUUUCUUUAACAUUCUUUUCCAUUGGGGUCCGUCGAAUGAAGAAGGCAGUGAACACACUUUGGACUAUAUCCGUUUUCCUAUGGAACUACAAAUCAUUCAUAUAAAACGUGGAAUUAAAUCGCCAACAGAGGCAAUAGCGCUGGGAGCAAAAGAUGGAAUAGUGAUUGCUUCGUUUUUUCUUCAAAUAAAUGACGCGGAUAAUCCUUACUUGGAUCACAUCGUGAGCAAUUUAUGGCGCAUUACCUGCCCGGGAACUAAAGUCUACAUACCUCCUUUUCCAUUGGAAUGGAUUUUUGCGCCUUUUGACAGAGAUUAUUAUACGUACAGCGGUUCUCUUAGCCAGCCACCUUGCAAUGAAAUUGUCACAUGGAUCGUGCAGCAAGAACCAAUCGCAAUAUCUUCAUCUCAGAUGGAAAAAUUUCGAAAAAUCUGUUCAGUAGAGGGUCCAUUACUUUUGAAUUGUCGACCAGUUCAGCCUCUAAACGACCGUGACGUUUACUUCUACGAGGAAAGCUUAUCACGUAAUUAAUGCACAAUUAUUUUAUUAAAAUUUAAAGUAAUUAAAUAGUAUGAAAAUCUUAUAUUCUUAUUAAUAUGUUAAUUUCGAUAUUUAUGUAAAAUUAAUGUCAAACUGAUAAAUACGGUGAUAUACUGUUUUAUUUAAAUAAACACGAUUUAUGAAAUUAAUAAGAUUACUUGUAAUAGUACAUCUACUAAUAGUACAACAAAACGACAUGGCUAUGUAGAUGACAUGUUCUGUAAAUGGAUUUAAUUUUAAUGUUAAAUGAAUGUAAUUUUAAAAAUUUUAAUAGAGUACAAAACUUUAAACUCGCCAGAUAUAAAAUAAGUAACAAUCUUUUUACACAUAGAACAACAUCUUUAUUAUCAUUAAGGUGCGUUCUAUAAACGCAGGACAUUUGUUUUGCCAAGUAUUUUGAGAAAAUAAAAAUAUAUUAAAAUUUGUGUCACUCAUUAUAUAAUAAAUUUUUUGGCACAAGUUAUAAUAAUACAUUCUUCGAAAAUUAAUGUCGAAGAGAGGAAAGCGUUUCCCUAAAGAAUAAAUAUGACGCAUUUUAUACACCGAUGUAUAUAUAUGUAUAUAAUGUAUUUAUAUAUGUGCACCAUCCAUUUCGAAAUGGAUGAUAAAUAUCUAUAAAGAUCUAACAUACACGAUUAUUAGGAGAAGCUGGGAUUGAUUAAAAUUUGGAAUUUUUUCAAAUGGUUGAAACACAGAAAUUGACAGAAUGGUACAAUCUUGGCAUUAUCUUGAACAUAUAUUAUUAGGCUAAGUAGAAAUACAUAUAUAAGUAAAAAUUUGAUGAUAUGUUACUAAGUAAACAAAUGUUUUUAAUUUCUUUAAUUCAAUUUACAGCUAAAAAUCUCUAGGCUAGUUCAACAUGUUUUGGAAACUCAGCCAAUGUGUAUCAGCGUUAUAUAAUUUUCAAGUAUUUCUUAUUGGACUACUAAGAUUUUUUAGCAGUCUAUUAAUAGAAUAUAUCAAUCAGCCUCAGUCUCCCCUAAGUAUACUCACAUAAACCUCUUAUUCAUUAAAAAUUAUGAUAUUUCUUCAAAAAUUCAUAUACAA
Molecule: messenger RNA, 2008 nt
Organism: Monomorium pharaonis (pharaoh ant)
Lineage: Eukaryota; Metazoa; Arthropoda; Insecta; Hymenoptera; Formicidae
Product: carbonic anhydrase 1
Exons: 5
Coding region: 23-952 (309 amino acids)
Cellular component (GO): cytoplasm
Molecular function (GO): zinc ion binding; carbonate dehydratase activity
Source: RefSeq, a predicted model, not a curated record